Messenger RNA from Ostrea edulis (European flat oyster), 3608 nucleotides. RefSeq names its product major facilitator superfamily domain-containing protein 1-like. The transcript has 13 exons. Lineage: Eukaryota; Metazoa; Mollusca; Bivalvia; Ostreida; Ostreidae. The record is from RefSeq and is a predicted model, not a curated record. Bases 73 to 1506 code for a protein of 477 amino acids. Gene Ontology annotation, biological process: transmembrane transport. Gene Ontology annotation, molecular function: transmembrane transporter activity.
UUUCGACCCGCACAAUUUCAGCAUGGUGUAAUUAUAAUAAGUGUUCUGUACAGCGGUCUUUGAAUUACAUCUAUGGAUCAGACAGACUGGAGAUGGAGAUACCUACUGCUGGCGUGUGACUGCCUCAUUGCCUUUGGGUGUUUUUAUUGUGUUGAUAUUCCAAGUGCUCUACAGACAGAACUUCAGAGCUCACAUACAAACUGUACUGAUGUGCCAAAAAACGAAACUUGUUGUGAGGAAUGCCUCGGGAUCGGGCCAGACCACUACAAUCAACUCUACGCCGUCUUCUCAUGGACAAACGCCGUGAUUGUGUUGCCUAUCGGGGUUCUGCUGGAUCGCAUUGGAAACAGAAUAACAUCGAUAGUAUCCACGUUGAUGGCUGCUUUUGGGGCAGCUUUAUUUGCUUUGUCGGUGACGUCAUGGUUCCGAAUGACGGCAGCCAUGUUCCCAAUGAUGAUCGUAAGUCGAGGGAUUCUGGGAGCAGCAAACGGAGGAUGUCAACUUGUACAGGAUCGAGUCAUAGCGUACUGGUUCCCUGAUAAACUUGGUCUGGCCUUCGGAGCCAUUGUUAGCGUCAUCAGAUGUGGUAACGUUUUAAACUUUUUCAUCACGUCGAACAUUGCCAAGGAUCAUGGAGUUCCAUUUGCUCUCUGGACAGGUGUGAUGAUGUGUGGUGUCGGGUUUCUGGCUGCAGUGGGGUACUGCAUUUUAGACACAAUUGGUUGUCGUAAAAUGGACAAGAAUCACGUGUUCAAUGUUAAAUCUCCACCGUUGAAAUGUAGCGAUAUAAGAAAAUUCCCCCUGUCUUACUGGCUGGUGGCUGUGAUGAUCUCCACUUACUACAGCUGUUUUAUUCCUUACGUGGCUAACGGGAGUAAAUUCAUACAAGACAAGUACGGUUAUUCCCGCGUGAAGUCAUCGUACAUAAAUGGGGCUGUAUAUGACGUAUCCAUUGUCGUCUGCCUGUCCACGGGUCUAUUUCUAGACAGAUUUGGAGGAAGAGCAAUCUCAGCGACUGUUGGUGGCGCCCUCUGUGUUCCUGUUAUCAUCUCCCUUUCCUUUUUUGAGCUACCUCCUCUGCUACUAACUAUUUGUUUUGGAGCCUUUUACUCGGUCACAGUUGUAAGUCUUUGGCCUUCUAUUGCUAAAGUUGUCCCGCUUGCAACUGUUGGAACUGCAAAUGGAAUAGCGGCAUUUCUUCAAGGAUUAAACGUUGGUCUUACUAACCUUGGGAUGGGCAAAAUCCUCGGAGCUGUUGAAGAGUCGGAUAUGAACAACAGACUUACCAAGUGGAAGAUAGCCCUGACAGUGUUAUUAUGUCAGGCCUCCAUUUGUACCAUACUCGGUAUAUGGCUUAACGUCAGCGAAAAAAUGAAGAAAGGAUCCUUGAAUGGACGAUACAAGAAGCUGGUGACUAUUACAACUACUAAUGAGAAAUCGCCACUGAUAGAGAGCAAAGAAGACUUCUACGAGUCUAUCGACUCCGGUUACUCUAUUCAAACUUAGUGAAAUAAUAGUAUCAUUGAAAAGUAUGCGGGUCAUAUUUUUAUUGAACAAUACUCAUGUUUAUCAAUGGAUUGUCUGUGAUAAUGAUGAACUCUUUCAAGGUAUAUUAUAUCUAAACUAAAAGUAUUAACCUUCAAUUAGAUGGAAAAACAUGUAUAUUUAUUUUUAAAAAGCAGCACAUGUGCUAUGUACCUAAAACUGUGUGGUCCGUAUUGUUCUCUGAAAAACCUAUCGAUAAUAUUUUUGCAAAAAGCAAUUGAUAUAAUAAUGCGGUGCUGACUAAAACCCGGUCUCGGUCCCAGUCUUCGGUCUCGGUACCGCGACUCAAUUCAAUUCAAGUUUCGGCCAUGGCCCCAGAUUUUUAUAUUUGAUAAAAACAUAAUACAUCAGAAUAUUUGAGCCCCAUUCCUCGUUAAUUUAGAUACGACAACUCAUGCCUGCAUUUUGAUAGUUGAUUGGUCAUAUUAUUUUCUUCUUUUCGUUAAAUGGAUGUGAAAACUCCGGGACCGGUGGAACCGACAAAUAAAAACAACGCUAAAAGCCGGUCACGGUCUCUACAUGUUCCCUCAAUAGCCGCUUUAGGGAGGUAUGCUACACCCGAGACAUUUGAUAUGGAUGAAAAGUGGAGAAUAUGAACAAUAAUAAUUUGAAAUUGAAAACUUUCAAAUAUUCUUUAUUUAGUCAAAAAAUACAGUUUUAGUUGAAAGUAAUCUGAGAAAAGUUAAAAACCCCUGCGGGACUCGAACACGUGAUCUACAGUUCAUGCGUUGACGUUCUAACCUACUGAGUUACUCAGCUAGGCGAUAAUUUUUUUAAUGAAUAGACAAAUAUUGCUGAUAUUCAUAUUUUCAUCCAUAUUUUAAAAGGAAGUCAGCCAUUAUGACGAUGUAGAGUACCUCCUUAAUCUUCCUUUUCAUAAAAAAGAUAAGGACGUGGUACUCGAUGACAUCCCUUGCUUUGUAUGUAUAUAUUUCUGAUUUAUUGUGUGUGGGUUUUUUUUAUUCCAAUUUUUAUAUUUAUGUCAGAAUCGAAUUCAACUACGUGACAUUUUCUCCCAAAUGAACGGCCGCCGUUCAUUACCUUUGCAUAAGAUAAGGAUGUAGAAGAUAAAUAAUAUAUAUAGCUUAUUUGUUCAUUUAUUUUAUUUCUUGUAUUCAGGUAAAAAAGUCUUGAAAGAUUUGUAUCCUCUAUUCCGAACCCGAUCUCUUUAUAUGAGUAUACUUUUUACAUAUACACAUACAUGUAUACCGAGACCGGGUUUUAGUCGAUACCUAAUAAUGCAUAGUUAAAAUACACACAUAUUAAUGAAGAAAUCGUGUCUUUCUUUCACAAACAAGCUACAUUAUGUAGCAACACAAUUAAUUAAAAUUCAACGUUACAAUCACACAUUAAAUAUGAAGUCGUUUACGAUUCUAAAUAACGGGGGUGUGUACGUUUGUGACUGAAGGCGUCACGUGCUUUUGUGUACUAUACUAGUCUUUGCUUUUCAGUCGCGGUUGCGUUUGAUUGAUGGAUUGUAUAUUGUUGAACGUUAUAAGUUUUAAACCCACACAGAUUUAAAUACAAAACAUAUUGAUAGGAAAUAUAUGUAAAUGUUGAAGUUAUUUGUAUUGAGAAAGACGCUUGUAGCGAAGUGUUGGGGACGAGCAGUUCUUAUUCGUUAUAAACGUAAUUCGUUAUAUCCAAUAAAUUCACAUUGUUUUAAAACUACAAGGAAUAAAAUUCACUUCGCUUUAAGCUUAGGUCACUGUAGCUGUGUUUUACUGUGUAAAACGAUGAAAACCAGACUAAGCCAGCAUCUACGUUAUGUCAAUUUCCCCAAAUUUCCAUUGUUUAACAUGUAUAUUCCAUUGAAAUACAAAUAAGCUGGACAAUUUCUUAAUUGAUUGACACAUGUUUGACAUAUUUAUUUCAACAAAGCUAGGGAAUGAGAGAUAUCCUAUGUAUAUUUCUACAAGAAAUUUGUUUUCACUACAUUAGUGAAUUUUGUAAUAUCACAAAUUAUAUUUUUUGAAAGUUGUACCGUAUAACAUAUUUGUAUGGUUUGAUAUAGUGUAUAUUUCUGUCAUAAUGAUAGUUACAAUAAAAGUAUCCAUACGUUG